UCUGGGCUGCACACAGAGACAAAGGUGGAGCAGUGUAGACGGAUCUGGCAUAAGAAGAGGCAUCAGUGGGAUUAUGAGUAAGAAAUCUAAACCGAGCCAGAGUCUGGAUGAUGCCCAAGUGGAGAUCCGGCGUAAUCACAGCCUUGAUUCCAGCAUUUCCCUCAGGAAACAUGCCAUAGCAGAGGGGAGCCUUGAGCAAUCAAACAAACCCAUCAGCACUCAUAGCUUCCAGAAGCACAAUAAAGCCUUUCACAAACUGUUCCCAGAUGUUCCCAAGGGAGAGAACCUGAUACAAACCUUCACCUGCGCCUUGCAGAAGGAGGUGCUCUAUCUUGGGAAACUCUUUGUCUCUGAGCGCCAUGUUUGCUUCCACUCAGCCGUUCUGCUCAAAGACACCAAGCUGGUGAUACCUACGCCCAGCAUCAGGGAGGUGAAGAAAAAUAACACGGCUUUGUCCAUGUUGUCUAUUCAAACUGUGGAUGGAGGGAAGUACUCGUUAGUGUCUUUGAGGGACCGUGAGAUGUGUUCCAAAAUCCUCCAGAGUGUCUGCUCAAACUCACAGCAGGGGGAGAGUCUAAACAGCAGCGCUCUUCUCUGCUCUGCAGGGAAUGAUGAUGUGGCCUCCAGUUUAACCCCUUUGGAGGACAGCAUAGAUCACGAUCUGAGCCGACAAAGCAGCGUUAAUCUUGACAACGGAUCUCAUCAGAUGUUUGGAGAAGGCCCCAUAAGAUUUAUUUCCACUCGUCAAAGCAGCUUCACCAAUGAAGACGACAGAGCUGUAUCGUGGAUGUGGAGACUCACUGAGAGGCUCGCACCGUUCUCCUUACUCACAGACGUUAGGAAUCACGGCAUCCUCUUCUACAUCUACGUGCUGCUGACUGUUUUGCUGCUGUUGGUAUCAGGAUACAUCGGGCUGAAGAUCAUAGCACUGGAGGAGCAGCUGAAUUCUCUGGGAGCCCUGACUGAGUUGUCUUUACACCACAGAGAGGAUCAAGAAACCUAGCCAGCGGCGGGGGACUUGGACAGAGGGAUCUUUCUAGGAACUCAGGCAAUAUACCACUCUAUUAAGAUCCUACUGUAUGUCUGUCUAGAGAGGGUCCGAAAACUUCUUAACACUGAGGCUUUAUCCAUUUGUCAUACAACACAAUUUAUGCAAUGACAUUUGCAAUAUUGUGCUCAGUCACAGAACAGUUCAACCCCUCUGCUAGCUAACUAACUAGAUGGUGGAGAAGCACCAGGACAGUAUUUUCUAUGAGGAGAGCAUUGAUUCUCUGCUGAUAGAUUGAAAACUGUAGUGAGGAUUUGUUGCAGUGAGCAGCCUGCUGAAGCCUUGUUUAUUUUCUGGCCAGUGAACAGCUGAGCUCAGCUAGCAGUAGUUGCUUGACUAUCGGUCUUCAUUUUCUUGAAUCAACACAAACUAUGACAGUGAGAACACGCCAUAGUCUGUGUCGACAAGAUGACAUAAGCGCUUUGUUGUUAAUGGCAUAUUAUGAAUUUGAGGGUUCACACUGCUGGUGUAAUGCCUAAGAGAAAGGCUGUUAAUGAGAGCAGUCGGCCAGCAGAGGGCAGUCACUGCCAUUGAACCCGACUGAAAAUGAAACAAAUAGAAUUUCAUUCUAAUAAAUUCAGGUGCUGAAAUUUCUACACAAAACAGAUAUCCUAAAUUUUUGCUACUGACCUUUUCCCAUAUCAGUAGGUAUUAGAGAGUCUGGUACAUACAGGGUUCAUACAGGCUUCAGUCAACUGAUUUCUGUGCCUUAAAAUCAAUUUUCAUGACCAAACAUUCUGCAUGAAAAUAUGUGAUGUCCAAAAAACCUGAUAGCAUAUAUGUGACCAGAGGCCUUCUCUGAUACUGUACAAAAAGAGGUUUAAAUUUGAUUUUUUUUUUUAAAGCUGCAUUAAAAUAUUUACUAUAUGAACAAUGUAAAUUAUCAGUGUCAUUUCAGCCAGUCUGAGACUUUAAAGCUUACAUGCUAUUAUUUAAAACCCAGUGUCGCUAUAGUCUGAAAAAUGUGAUUCAAAUGCUAAAUGUGUAACACUGUACAUAAAUAUAAUUUUUG
Messenger RNA from Monopterus albus (swamp eel), 2060 nucleotides. Its product is annotated as GRAM domain-containing protein 3-like. NCBI's taxonomy places the organism in Eukaryota, Metazoa, Chordata, Actinopteri, Synbranchiformes, Synbranchidae. The record is from RefSeq and is a predicted model, not a curated record. The coding region runs from base 74 to 1003 and encodes 309 amino acids. The transcript is spliced from 13 exons.